AUAAUAUUGUACUAUAUAUACAAGACGUCGACAGUUUCGCUGGGCAGUGAAGUCCCGCGCACGCGUCUUGCCGCCAUACCACGUGCGCAGUCCUAUCUCUCGCUUGAGUGCUGGCGUCAUGUCUUCGGAAGAGAGAGCCCCGACGAUGUCAAGCGCGGUGACCGUACGCGACGCCACGCGCGAAGACAUGCCGCUCUUCCUCCGAUUGAUACAGGAUCUGGCCGCGUUUGAAGGCAUGCCCGAAGGACCGCAGUUGACAGUCGAUGAUCUGAUACGGGAUGGAUUCGACACAACGCAACCGUGGUUCUUCGGAAUGGUAGCAGAGUCCGAUGGCAAAGUAGUUGGCUACGCAAUCUGCAACCGUGCCUUCUCCAGCUGGACAGGGCGCGCUUAUUACAUAGAGGAUUUGUACGUCCUGCCGCCGUACAGACGCGCCGGUAUUGGCGUGCGAAUGAUGCGAGCGCUGUGCGAGCGCGCGGUGGCCGAGGGAGUCGGCCGAAUAGACUGGCACGUUCUCAAGUCAAACAAUAGCGCGCUCGCGUUCUACGCGCGGAUGGGCGCGCGCGACAUGCACGUCUCCGAGGGACGCGCAGCGCUGCGCCUCGACGAAGACCGCAUCGUGGCUGUGGCUGCCGGCGACCUGCUGGCCUCUCCGCGCUGACUCCGUGCACUUUAGGCAGCACCCCCGCAUUUCCGCGACACGUACAAGACGCGCACUUAACCCACAAGGGUUUAUCACGCACCAGACAGCUAUAAAGAAAAUACGAGGGGCGAUAAGUAUAAGACACAGUAAACUCACACGUAGUCUGCUAUAAAAUAAAGUUAGCUUAUUGUCUACCCAUGUUAUACCUAUUUAAGUAAAUAAAGCUAUUGUGACGG
Molecule: messenger RNA, 879 nt
Organism: Manduca sexta (tobacco hornworm)
Lineage: Eukaryota; Metazoa; Arthropoda; Insecta; Lepidoptera; Sphingidae
Product: thialysine N-epsilon-acetyltransferase
Exons: 3
Coding region: 119-661 (180 amino acids)
Molecular function (GO): N-acetyltransferase activity
Source: RefSeq, a predicted model, not a curated record